Messenger RNA from Osmia lignaria (orchard mason bee), 1635 nucleotides. RefSeq names its product ubiquinone biosynthesis protein COQ3, mitochondrial (gene Coq3). Gene Ontology annotation, molecular function: polyprenyldihydroxybenzoate methyltransferase activity; 3-demethylubiquinol 3-O-methyltransferase activity. NCBI's taxonomy places the organism in Eukaryota, Metazoa, Arthropoda, Insecta, Hymenoptera, Megachilidae. Gene Ontology annotation, cellular component: mitochondrion. Gene Ontology annotation, biological process: ubiquinone biosynthetic process. The record is from RefSeq and is a predicted model, not a curated record.
AUUUUAUGCGAUGUUAAGAGAAGAGCAGUUGUAAUCACAACUCUAUGAAGGAAAUAUCCAAGUUUCACGUGAUACUUUUUCAGCUCUCGUUUUCGCAUGUAAUUUGAGAAACGUAUAUAUUUAUAUACUUAUCAAGAGUCGCGUCGUGUCGCGCAUGAUCGAUGCCAGAUAUCAUUCACUUUUUUAAAAUAUAUAUUCGCAGUACAUUUGUAAAAUUUUUAUUAAUCUUUUAUUACUUGGUGAAAGUAAAUCAUGAAAGUUGUAAAACUUUUAUCUUCCCGAUCUGUAUCAACGAAGAGUACCUUUCGAAACCGGGUUAAAGAACAACUGGAUCAAUUACCUAAACCACCGAUUAUUAAAAAAUCGACCGUUGAUCUUGCAACGAUAGACCAUCAUUCAAAAUUAAGUAAUAAUUGGUGGGAUAGAAAUGGUGAAAUGCGUGCUUUGCACGCGCUAAAUCCUCUUAGGGUACAAUUUGUGAGAGAUGGUUUAGCUAAUACAGGUAUUAAAGCUGAAACUCCAUAUCUACCAUUGGAGGGAAUCAAAAUCUUAGACGUUGGUUGUGGUGGAGGAUUAUUGUCAGAACCACUAGCUAGAAUAGGAGCAGAAGUAACUGGGAUCGAUGCAUCUUCAGAACUAAUAUCAGUUGCAAAAGAACAUGCUGCAUUAGAUCCUAAUUUAAGUAGAAAGUUAAAUUACAUUCAAACAAGUAUCGAAGAUUUUGCUCCAGCUAAUAAUAAAACGUAUAAUGCCAUAAUAGCUUCAGAAGUUGUAGAGCAUGUGAAUGAGAAGGAAUUAUUUUUAAAGCAUUGUAUAGAUACAUUAAAGCCUGGUGGUUCCAUAUUUCUUACAACAUUAAACAAAACUCUGCCUGCUUGGCUUGGAGGGAUCAUUGCAGCUGAACAUGUUUUAAAAUUGGUACCAAAGGGUACUCAUGAUUGGAAUAAAUUUGUUACUCCAGCUGAAAUGCAGUGUUUAUUAGAAAAAUGUGGUUGUAAAACAAAAUUAAUUCAUGGAAUGUUUUAUAAUCCAUUAAAGAACGAGUGGUUUUGGAUAGCAUCAAGAGCAAUAAACUAUGCAAUUCAUGCAGUAAAAAGGAAGGAGUAGUAAUAAUGAACGUGUUUUUUCAUACAUUGUACUGUGAUAAUUUAUAGUAUUUAUAACGUAAAAAUUUUAAUUUUAUGAAAAGUAGUGCAAAUUAUUUGGUUAUUUAAAAAAAUAUAAGAAACGUAUAACUUAAACUUUAUUGCUUUCAUUUUUACAUGUAUACAUUUCAUUAUAGGAAAUUACUUUAUAUAUGUUGCAGCUUAAUCGUUAUUUUAUUUUUAAGAGUGUCACAUAGAAUACACUUACAUAAUUGGUAAGAAAUUUCUAUGCAACAAUUACCGAAGACUUAUUAAGUUAACUAACCGCUUUAUUAAGAUAUAAAAAAAAAAGUAUAUGUAUUUAAAAGCUUAUUUUAUUUGAUGAUCUAUUUAGCUUCGGCAAAUCCAACGCGGUUGUUUCCCAUAUCGAAUUCGGUGUAGUAGCGGCCAAUGAAUACAUCUCCCAAGAUCCAUAGUGGGCCAUUUGGUGGAGGAAUGUCUAUUCCCAUAAAUCCACUCAAGCAAACAGUUUUUCCAAACUGUUUAACCU